Molecule: messenger RNA, 1120 nt
Organism: Impatiens glandulifera
Lineage: Eukaryota; Viridiplantae; Streptophyta; Magnoliopsida; Ericales; Balsaminaceae
Product: desiccation-related protein PCC13-62-like
Exons: 3
Coding region: 26-982 (318 amino acids)
Source: RefSeq, a predicted model, not a curated record
AACACAUAAAUUAUAAAGAGAUAAAAUGGGUGGUUUUGUGGAUAGUAAUGUUUGUAUAAACAUUAUUGCCGUGAUGAGUUUGAUCAUCUCAAGUUGCAUUAUGGGGGAAAAUAUUUCAGAUCCAAAGUGUGACUCACCUUUGCCAUCUCAUGCAAUUCCAGUUUACGAAUCGGACGUGGACUCGAUACAAUUUGCCCUAAAUCUGGAGUACCUUGAAGCAGAAUUCUUCUGUUGGGGUUCCAUGGGUGUUGGACUCGAUGUGCUUGCACCCUAUUUGGUAAAGGGUGGACCUUCUCCCAUUGGUGUCCAAAAGGCUAAUCUCGACCCUCUCGUCUCCAGCAUCAUCAUGGAAUUUGCUUUUGAAGAACUUGACCACUUAAGGGCCAUAUGGUCGACCGUUGGAGGGUUUCCAAGGCCAUUGUUGGAUCUAAGUCCUCACAAUUUCGCAAACAUUUUUGACAUGGCAUUUGGAUAUAACCUCAAUCCACCGUUCAACCCUUAUCGCGAUAGCCUUAGUUACAUGUUGGCAUCCUAUGUCAUUCCUUACAUGGGCCUAGUAGGUUAUGUCGGAGCUAAUCCUCUUCUUAUUGGCUAUAAAUCUAAAAGGCUUUUGGCAGGACUAUUGGGUGUAGAAGCUGGACAAGAUGCGGUGAUAAGAACAUAUCUUUACGAGUUAAAGGAGGAAGUUGUGAAGCCAUACAACAUAAGUGUUGCGGAAUUCACUACGCGAAUCUCAGAGCUUAGAAACAAAUUGGCUGCUUGUGGUAUACGUGACGAACCUAUUAUUGUGCCGCCUCAAUAUGGUGCAUAUAACCGUUCGGAGACCAAUAUUCUCUCAGCCGAUUACUAUUCUUUAUCUUACGCUAGAACUCCUGCACAAAUUCUUAGAGUUGUUUACGGUACUGGCGACGAGAAUUGUCCGGGAGGAUUCUUUCCUCAUGGUGCCAAUGGAACUAUAGCUAGGUCAUAUCUAAUCAAAUAAACCAUAAUAAUAAUCAUUCCUAAUUUGUAUGAAUAAAUAUGAGUAUUAAAUUUAAAUAAAAUAAAAUAUUGGGGAUGAAAUUGUUAAGCCAUCUGUAAGGGUUACACCAUACAUUAAUUGUUUGUCAAGUUUUCUAUU